This is a messenger RNA of Plutella xylostella (diamondback moth), 2765 nucleotides long. Its product is annotated as PAX3- and PAX7-binding protein 1. Gene Ontology annotation, molecular function: DNA binding. NCBI's taxonomy places the organism in Eukaryota, Metazoa, Arthropoda, Insecta, Lepidoptera, Plutellidae. Gene Ontology annotation, biological process: mRNA splicing, via spliceosome. The record is from RefSeq and is a predicted model, not a curated record. Gene Ontology annotation, cellular component: nucleus.
UUUUUACAGUUUUUGUGAUAUUGCUUUCGAGGUUGUGUUAGUGCAAAAUGCUAAUGAAAAACUGCAAAAUUAAGUAAUUUAAACAGUAUACACAGUAUAAUUUGGUAUUUUAUUACAAAGAGGUUAUUUUAUUAAAAUAAUCGACAAUGUUUCGUAAACCGACUAAAAAGAUUCAGCGUCGCGUCUUUAACGGUGCUGAAGAUGAUGACGAAGGGGAGCCCGAGCCGCCGCCGCCGCCCGUCAUCAGCAAGCAGAAAAAAGAAAAUAAGCCUUUGAAGAGCAAAUCACUUCUAAGUUUCGCUGAUGAAGAGGAAGAUUCUGUGGAGGUUUUCAAAGUGAAAAAAUCAUCCCAAAGUAAGCGACUAGCCAAGAAGAGGGAGAAGGAGAAGAAACAUGCCAUCUCUGAUAGUAAAUAUGAAAAUGACAUUCCGGAGGAAAAGCAGCCGAUUGCAGAGCAGCCGAAGAAGAAGAAAGUGACGUUAGAGGGCCUGAUCCUGUCGGGUCGGGAGGCAUUAGCAGCUGACGGCACGGGCGACGUUUCUGAUGAGCCUGAGGAUUGCGAAGAGGAGGCGGAGGAAGAUAGAGGGUUCCACCGCUACCGAGCAGAGUCGGUGCGGGCGGCGCUGGCGGCCGGCGGAGACCCUAUCCCUGAUGCCGCACUCAUCCACGCGGCCAGAAAGACUAGACAGCAGGCGCGGGAACUUGGCGGCGACUAUGUCUCAGUGCGUCCGGAGUCGGAGCGCGCGGGCGCGGGCUCGCGGCUCGUGCGGGACGACGCGUCCGGAGACGAGGACGAGGACGGCCGGAUACACGUGCGCGGGCUGGAUCUGCCCAGUGACAAGCCUAAACGUACGACCGCGGCGGCGGAAACGGAAAUGGAUAGUGAGGCGGAGGAAUGGGAGGAGCAGCAGAUGCAGAAGGCAGUGCCCGCCAUAUCAGAUGUUGCUGGUGGCGGCGACAUGAAUCCCUUCGCCAUGGCGCCGCCGCCGCCGCCGCGAAUGGCGGACGGGCCGCCGCACCUGCGCCCGCUGGCCGCGCCCGCCGGCGCGCCCGCCACCACGCAGCAACUCGUCGACGCGCUGAGAUUGAGGCUGCAAGAGCUCCAAAUGGACCGCGAGCGCACGCACCAGAAGCGCCUCGCGUGCGAGUCACGUCUAACUUCGCUCGCGGAAGCCCGGGAGGAGCGCUCGGGCCGCGCGGCGCCGCUCGAGGCCGCCUACCGCCGCGCGCAGGCCGCCCGCGCCUACGUCACCGACCUCGUCGAGUGUCUGGACGAGAAGAUGCCGGAGCUAGAAGCCCUAGAAGCACGUGCACUAGCUCUCGCCCGCGGCCGCUGCAGCUACCUGCAGGAACGAAGACGAGCUGACGUGAGGGACCAGGCGCAGGACGUCAGUGCACUCUCAGCACGUCCAGGCUCUGUAAAGCAGCAGGACUCAGAGGACAAGGUGCGGCGCACGGCGGAGCGCGAGGGGCGGCGGCGCGCGCGCAGGCUCAAGAGGGAGGCUAGUGGUAGUGCUAAUGAUCAUCGUGAAGGAGAUAGCAGUGACGAUGAGUUGCCGCCAGCCGAAGCACAGCACGCCGCCAGAGAGAGAGAAGCGAUCCGUCGUCUCUCGGAGCAGCUAUUCGCGGACGCGCUGCCCGCGUGGCGCUCCAUACAAGGCGUGUGCGCCAAGAUGGCGCGCUGGCGGCGACGCGACCCGCAGAUGUAUAAUGAUGCUUAUGUGGCCGAGUGUCUGCCCAAAUUGGUCUCGCCGUACGUCAGGCAACAGCUUAUAUUAUGGAAUCCAUUCGCGGAUGAAGAUAACGAAGACUUCGAGAGGAUGGAUUGGUACAAAUGCCUGAUGAUGUACGGCGUCCGUCCGGAGCGCGUGUCCGCCGACUCUUCAGACUCGGACUCGGAGGGGGAGGCGGAGGGCGCGGGGGCGGUGGCGGUCACCGAGGACAGCGUGAGGAAUGACAUGGACCUGUAUCUGGUGCCCACGGUGGUGCAUAGAGUGGUGCUGCCGAAGAUUACUGAGCUAAUAGAGCACACAUGGGACCCGAUGUGCGUGCGCGCGUGCGUGCGCCUCCGCCACGUGGUAGCACACGCGUGCAGCGUGGUGCCGCGCGCGCCGCCCGCGCUGCGCCGCCUCGGGCAAGCGUUGCGCGCCGCGCUGGCUAGAGCUGUUGCCGAUGUGUUCCUACCGCCGCUUCCACCUCAACUGCAAGACGGCCCCGGCGGCGCGUUCUGGCGGCGCUGCCUGGGCGCCAGCGUGCGGCUGCUGCGCGCCAUCAUCUGCCUGUGCCCGCCGCCCGACGUGCUCAAGGCCGACGCCAUGGCGCUGCAACUCAUCGGCACCCUCUGCACGGCGGCGGGCGCGGCGCCCGGCCCGUCGUCGGCGGCGGCGGCGGUCGCGCUCGCGUCCACCCUGCCCCGCGGCCCCCUGCGCGCCCCCGCGCUGCGCCGCAUAGCCGGGCUGGCUGAGCUGGCGGUUAGCAAGCUGCAGGCUGAUAACCCGAUGCAUUUGAAAGCCCUGGAGCAAGCGAGAGCCGUGAUAGCUGAGGCAAAAGCAUGUCAAAAACUAGAAGAACAAAAAUAGCAUUAGCCAACAAUAUUAUGAAAGCAGUGAUGUUAAUUUAUAAAGAAGUACCUAUGCCUUGACUAGCACCAGCCUUAUAUAAUGAAGUUCUAAAUAAUCAUAAUUCUGCAUUCAUGUAAACAUUUUAAGAAUCAAUUAAUGAUUGCGGUAACAGCAUGCGAGGAAUAAACUUGUGGUUGUAAUUGA